Molecule: messenger RNA, 504 nt
Organism: Sphaeroforma arctica JP610
Lineage: Eukaryota; Ichthyosporea; Ichthyophonida
Exons: 1
Coding region: 10-504 (164 amino acids)
Source: RefSeq, a predicted model, not a curated record
CUCACAAGCAUGGGCGGGGAGAGUAUAGGUACCAACAGGUCUACCUCAGGUUCUACUGGAAGACUCGCACCAACAACAGAAACCAAUGGGCUCCCAGAAAAGAACAAGGUACGCAGAAAGCGUGGAGGAGGCGGACGCGGAGAAAAAACCAGCAGCAGCGGCAGUCCGGGUAAGAAGGCAUCAGCCGAUUCCAAAGCAGGUGUGCGAAAUCAGGAUGAUAGGCUAGACAAUAACGAUAGCGACGCUUUAGCUAUACAGAGCAGAGGAAGGACGGGUAAGCGUAGUGAGCAAGGCACGCAGAGACCUGUCUUGCGCUCGCCAAAGGUUGUUGCGGAUAAUGGGAAAGGGUCCAGUCGUGGUAGCACUAGAAAACGUGGUGGUAGGAAGAAUCUUGCUACGGAAAAUGGUACUGAGAAUUCGUCAGAAGCAGCUAAUGCCUCAAAAAAGUCGUCCAAGCGAUCACAUACGAAGUCAAAAAGAAAGGUAAGCUGUUUCAAAAAAUAA